Blepharisma stoltei is the source of this 1117-nucleotide messenger RNA. Lineage: Eukaryota; Ciliophora; Heterotrichea; Heterotrichida; Blepharismidae. The record is from the annotation of a GenBank genome assembly.
AUGAUGAUUGAAGAUGAGGUGCCAAAUGAGCGUGUCACUAUGGAUGGGGUCCAGAUCGCCAAAAAUAUUACUGAAGGACUUAAGACUGAAAUUGAAAGGUUGCAAAAUAGAUUUUCUACAACUUCAAAGCCAAAGCUAUUAUAGCCUGAGAACGAUUUUGACUCGGGCUUUCAUAUCUUUCCUGACGCAAAAAAGGGAAAUUGUUUAAGGAACUCCCCAAUGGCAGAACAAUUUGCUAUAGGUUUCUGCAAUUUAAAAAUUGGUUUGAUCAAUAUAGUUGCUGAACCAAGUCCUUUUCUCCCUUCUGGAAGACAGAUAACCAGAGCCACACAAUUUUGCUCAGGCUAUAUGUAUAAAUGUUGGAAAUCGAAUUGAGAGUCGUACUUAUACUUCCAACAAGCAAAAAGCUUGUGAAAAAAUAGGUGGAUUAUUAGAAAUCAUUAAUUUCGAAGAAACUGCGACAUAUGAGCAAAUAGCUCAAACUAUUGAACAAGCUAAUAAAGAUGAUUCUGUAAAUGGAAUUUUAGUGCAGUUACCACUGCCUAAAAGCUUGAAUGAAUGCUCUAUACUUGAUCUUAUAUCUGAAGAAAAAGACGUAGACGGCUUAACAAGUAUAAAUAUCGGAAGACUGACUACAAAAGGCAGAAGUACAACAUUUUACCCUUGUGCUCCUUUAGCAGCUGUUCUUCUUUUGAAGAAUUAUGGAAUAGAAAUAAGUGGAAAGCAUGCAGUUGUCAUAGGAAGAAGCAAUUUGGUAGGGAUUCCUUUACUUAUGAUGCUGCAGAAAGAAAAUGCAACAGUGACUCUUUGCCAUACUUAUACUCAUAACUUGAGAGAAUUUACAAGAAAUGCAGAUAUUAUUGCAGUGGCUGUUGGGAAGCCAGGAUUUCUUAAAGAAGAUAUGGUUAAAGAAGGCUGCACUGUAAUAGACUUUGGAAUAAAUGUAGUUCCAGAUAAUAGCGAAAAAGGAUUUCAUUUAACUGGAGAUGUUGAUUAUAACUCAGUAAGCCAAACAGCUAAUUAUAUUUCUCCAGUUCCAGGAGGAGUUGGUCCAAUGACAGUUGCUAUACUUUUGAGUAAUUUAGUCUUAAGCUGAAAACAAACCUUAAGGUUAUAA